AUGGCACAUUCCCUCAGUUCUAUAAUCAUCGGGUUGCCAGCGGGGACAUCGACCCUGGACCCUGUCGGGUAUAUCAGCACGAUUUGGAACGAACAGCCUGAAGCCAUCGCCAGUGACUUGGGGCUCAAACCCCUCAUGCGCAUGAGUGGGAAAUACGGAACACCAUUUACACCAUUGGCACCAUGUCCGAAGCAUACGGAACAAUCCGCCCCGAACCUGGUGCGUGGCUGCCGAUCACCAGUAUGCGACGGCAUAACCGCUUUGGCGAACAUCGCCCUAGCUAGCAACAAUCCUCCGUCCAGCAAUGCUUUUGAUUCUCUAUUGAAUGGUGCUUUCGACAGCAACGGACCUCUCACAAACAUCGAUUUUAGACACAGAUCCCUGGGAAACGAUUUUAUGAGCAAUGGAUCCUCAACAAUUGAUCUUCACAGAAACGGAUCCCUGUCGAAUGGCGCUUUUGGUAGCUACGAACCUUUGGCAGGCGUUGAUUUUGGCUGUGAAUCACUCACGAACGGUGCGUCGGGCAACGGUACAUUGGGUCGUCUCACGCAGGGCGACUCAGAUCGAAGUUACCAAGAUGUUAAAUGCGGGGUUGAUCUGUCGGAAUUCACGGAAUUCAAUCUCCCGGAAUUCGAGGGAGUCGAUCUCUCAGCACUCACGGGAAGCACAACUGCAGCUAAUGUAUUUACAACGUGCUAG
Molecule: messenger RNA, 699 nt
Organism: Geosmithia morbida
Lineage: Eukaryota; Fungi; Ascomycota; Sordariomycetes; Hypocreales; Bionectriaceae
Exons: 2
Coding region: 1-699 (232 amino acids)
Source: RefSeq, a predicted model, not a curated record